AUGAGUGUAUAUCAUUUUUAUAAUAAUAUUCUACCAAGUAAAUCAAUAAGAACGGCCAUAUGUACUAAUAUAAAAGGAAAUAAUAAAAAAUACUUACUGUAUGCUUGUGAAAAUUAUCUAAAUUUGUGUUAUGUUGACAAAGAUGGUUAUACAGAUGAUUACAGUAAGCAUGUUUUAUUUUCUGAAGUUUUAGAAUUAAGAGAAUAUAUACCUGAAAAAUUAGUUGACGAAGAACAAAAAGAAAAUAUUAAAUCUUAUGUAUUUUUAUUAACAAGAAAAUAUAUUUUAUUAUUAUUAGAGUUUGAUUUAAAAUUAAAUGAUUUUGUUACAUUAUCUCAAAUAAACUUAUACGAAGUAAAUGGAUUGCAUAUUGAAGAAGAUAUUACAUUUAUGCUAGAUGAAAGACAUCGAACAAUUUUAUUUUAUGGAUAUAAGAGUAUUUUGAAAUAUAUUUAUUUAGAUUAUGACGAUUAUUUUAAUUUAAAUCAUUUAUAUACUUUGAGGUUAGAUGAAGGAUUAAUAAUAGACAUAAUAUUUUUAAAUAAUUAUGAAGAUAGUGAAAAAAAAUGUUUUCUUGAUGGAAAUAAUAAUAAAAAUAAUGUUGAAGAAUUUAUGUGUAAUUAUAUUAAAAAGGAAGAGGAUUGUGUAAAAAAUAAGGAAAAUAGCAAAAAAAAAAAAAAAAAAUUAUAUUAUAUUAAUUCAGAUAAUGAAAAUAAUAACACAUACAACUCUACAAAAAAUAAAGAAAAUUCAGAAAAAACAGAAUUUGCAAAAGAUAAAGAGUUUAUCAAAAUAUUUGAAAAAAAAGACAUUACUAACGCAUCAGUAAAAAAGGAAAAAUUAGUAAAAUUAUUUUCUUCUGAUGAUGAUAAAGAAAAAGAAAAAAAGGAAAAUAAUAAUAGUGCUUUUUGUGAUUCGUUAAGAAGUAAUAAUAAGCAUAAUGAAAUUAUCAGUUCUGAUAAUUAUCAUCUUAGUUCAAAAAAAAAUAGAAAAAGCAUUAAUUCAAUAAUAUGUAUAUUAUAUGAUGCAAAGAAAAAAGACUCUUAUACAUAUGAAAGAUAUAUUAGGGUUAUACCGUUAUAUUCUCUAAACGAUAGAAAACAAGGAAAUAAUUUAUGCGAAAAUAAUGAAAUAGUAAAUCAAUAUGGAAAUAAAUCAUUAGAUGAUCCUGCAGAAGAAAAAUCUUGCAUUUUAUAUAUAUAUUUUAAACCAGUAAUAGUAGAUUCAAGUAUAAAUAAAUUACUAAGUUUUGCUAAAAAUAGAAUAUUGUUAAUAGGAUUUCAAUUUAUAAACUAUAUAAACUUAGAAAAUGAAAAAGAUAAAAAUUUUUUUUUAAGUUCUGAAUUAAGAACCAUUAGAUGCAUUGAAAAAAUAAAUAUAAAUAAAUUUAUUUUGGCUGAUGAUUAUGGAGAUUUAUUUAUAUUAACAUGCUUAUGUAAAUCAAAAUCAUCAUCCUACAAAUUGAGAAGUGAAUCUAAUACAAAUAUUAAUUCAAUCAAUCUACAAUUUAUAGGAACAUGCUCUAGGUCUAACGUCAUUGUCUCUAUUUAUUCUGAUAUUCUAUUUUUGGGAUCACAAGUAAGUGAUAGUUAUUUAUUACGUAUGCAUAAUUAUCCAAUAUAUGAUUAUGAUGAUUAUAGACCAGUAGAAUAUUCUUCCUAUAAUACAUUAAAUAGUUCUCAUAUAUUACCAAAUAAAAAAAAUUAUGGUAGUUCAAAUACUGAUGAUUCUAACGAUUUUAAUAACAAUAAUACUUCUCCUUGUUUUCAAGAUGAGGAAAAAAAAUUUCGUAAUAAUUUGAAGAAUAGCAACAAUAACAAUUAUAAUGAAUAUAAGAAAUUUGAUGAAAAUAAUAACUAUAAGAAUAAGGUUAACAAUAAUAAAAAUAAAAAUCAUUAUAGUAAAGAUAAUAAUAAUUAUAAUGACAAUUACAACUCAAGUGAUAUUAAGAAUAUAAAUGCUAUUGAUCAUAUUAAUGAUAUUAUUAGUGCUAAUAACAAUGAUUAUAUUAGUUAUAAUAAAGAUAUGCCUGAUCAUAAUUUCUAUAAUAUUAAUAAUAAUAACAAAGGAAAUAUGAAUUAUUCUACAAAUAGCUAUUAUAUGAAUAGAAAUGCAAAUGAAAGCAUAAAUAGUGACUACUGUUCACAGGAUAAUCAAUCUAACAAAAAAGAAUGCUUGGUUGUAGAUAAAAUAGAAGAAGAAUCUUUUAAUAAAAAUUCACAUUCAAGAGAAAAAUUAAAAAAAAAGAAAUUUUACAUUGAAAUUUUAUCAGUUAUACAAAAUAUUGGUCCCAUUUUAGAUUUCUGUAUUAUUAAAAAUAAAAAUAAUGAAAAAGAAAUAAUAACAUGUAAUAGUUAUGGAAGGACUGGAUGUAUAUCAAUUAUUCAAAAUGGAUUAAAAACAAAUAUAAUUUCUAAAUUAAAUUUUAAUAAAAUAACAAAUUUUUUUGUUGUCAAAUAUGUUAUACAUUUAAAAAAAAAGAAUUAUAAUAAAAAUGGAAUUCAUGAAAAUGAGAAAACAGGAUGCAAAAAAGAAACUGAGCUUUCAUCUAAUGAAUAUUAUAGUAAAGAUAAUUCUUAUAUCUCUUUCAAAAAUGAAAAUUUUAAAUCAUUAGAUAACCAACCAUUAGAAUUUCAAGUAUUUGCACAUUUAGGCAAUAAAAAAAAUGUUGAAAUUAAGGAUAUAAAUUUAUGUUUUCUAAAUAAGUAUUAUUUUGAAAAUGAAAAUGAAAUAAACGUUUUAAAAUACUAUAAUUUUAUUUAUUUUCAUAUUUUUAUUAUUUGUAUUACAUAUGGAUUUCAAACUAAAAUUAUUGGUGUAUGCAAAAACAGAGAAAAAAAAGAAAAGAAAAAAAAAAAAAAAAAAAAUGCUGAUUCCGAUGAGUUUUCGUCUUUAUAUGAUGAGGAUAAUUACAUAAACAAUUAUUUAUUUAAUGAAACAUAUACGAAAAAUAAACAUAACGAAAUUUUAUUAUGCGAAUAUGAGAAUACUGAUGUAGAUCUAAAUAGCAAUACUUUAUAUUUUAAUAUUUUGAAGAAUCAUCCUUAUCUUAUACAAAUAACUAAUACAAGCAUAAGAUUAUUAUGUUGUUUAUCAUUGAAAAUUGUUUAUGUUUUAAAAUUUAAUUUUAUAUAUAAAUUUUGUUUAUGCAAAGAUUAUUUAUAUAUAUAUUGUGAUAAUAGCAUAAAAAUAUAUACUGUUUUAAAUAAUAGUCUUAUAUUUUUGUAUUCAUAUAAUCUUAAACAAACAAUUAGUUCCAUGGUUAUUUAUAAAAGUAUAUUAGCUUGCGUUUUCAAUAAUAAAAAAGUUGUACUCUUUAAUAUAAAUAAAAAAAAAUUAAAAGAGUUUAAAAAAGGUGAAGACACAAAAAAUUUACAGGAUGUUGAUAUUUUUACCGAAGUCAACCAGUAUAAUCCUAGUUGUUUUUUUUUCGUAUUUAUAAGUGAUAUUGAAUUAUUAGAAUUAAAUGAUAAUGUAUAUUUAUUUAUUGGUUAUAAUAAUGGAGAUAUAGAAUAUUUUUUAUUGUGUUCCUUUUAUUAUAAGAACAAAUUAAAAAAUUACGAUAUUAUUCAAAAUUGUAACAGUAUUCAUACAAGUAAUAUGACAUAUGAAAAUAACAACAAUAAUAGUAACUUUCAUUCUUGUUAUUUAUCAGAUAAUAAUAGUCCUAAUUCUAAUAAAAUAAAAGAUAAUAAAAAUUGUAAUUCUAAUUUUAAUAAUGAUAUGAUAAAUAAUUUUAUAAAUGAAACACAUUUUAGUACAAAAGAUGUAUUAUCUAAUAACAAAAAGAGAAAAAAAGAAAAUAAUAAUUUAUUUAAAUUGCAUAAAGAAUUUUUAAAAAAAAAAGAAGCUGCUUUAAAAUAUGUUUAUAAAAAUGAUCAAAUUCAAAAUAAUAAUGUUAAUUCUAAAUUUGGUUAUAAAACAAAAAUUACCGAUGAUAUAGAAAAAGAAAAGAAAAUAAAGAAAUCAAAAAGAAAAUUACUGAAAUAUUUAUCAGAAAAUCAUACAAAUAUAUUUAAAUAUUUUGAUUUUUCUAAUGCAUCCUUUAAAAAUAUAUGCAAUUUGCAUAAGGCAUGUACUAAAAAUAAAAAAGAAGAAAUAUUAAUAGAUCCAAAUUCUUUUUAUAAUGUAAAUAUAGAAUCUGAUAACUUUAUUAGUUUAGAAAAUUACUUAAAACCAAGUAAAUAUGAUAUUAAUGGAAAUAAUAAAAGAAACGAUAAAUACAAAAUUGUAAAUGAUGAAACAUAUUUGUGUAAUAUCUUAAAUGACACAACUAAUGAUUUAAAAGAAAACAUUGAUUAUGAUAAUAUGAUUUUAAAAAAAGUAAAUAAUUAUAACAAAAGUUCUAACACUACGAACAUAAUGAAAAACAAAUUAAAUGAAUCAUGUUCUGAUGAUAUUCAUAAUAAAACAAAGGAAUAUAACUUAAACAACAAUGAUUCAUCACAUACUCUUCUUCAAGUAAAAGAAGAAAAAAAAGUAAAGAAACGUAACAAAAUGAAAAUGAAUAAAAGAAAGGCAAAUUAUUUUUUUCAUUUUUUUCAAAUAUACGGAAUAUCAUCUGAUGAAUCAUCAGAUAGUGAUAUAGUUAAUUUUUAUACAUUUAAAAGAUCAGGAGUUAAGAAGUAUAAAAAAGAAAGAAAAACAGGUUAUAAUAAAAAAGGAAAAUUAAAUGAAUUAGAUUUAGAGAGAGAGAUAAUUAAUGAAUCCACUUUCAAUUUAUCAUCAAGUUCUAAUUUAGAAAAUAAUAUAUAUUCUAACAGUGUUAUAAAACAUAAUGAUUAUAACUCAGAAAAUGUAAGUGAAUUUGCUUUAUCUUCUUGCUUUCUUGACACUAAGAAAAAAAUGAAUAAAAAGAAAAAAAGAGAUUUUCUAAAGGCAGAAGAAAAAAGCAUACAAAAAGAUUGUAAUUUAGAAAAUGAAAAAGUAAUAGACAAUGCUUUGAAAAAGAAUGAACUUGAAUCCUAUCGCAAUAAUAAAAGAAAAAGAGAAAAUACUAUUGAUAGUUUUAGUCAUGAAAAAGAGAGCAUGCUCAUGGAAGAACAAAAUAUAUUUGAAGAAAUGAAAAUGGAUAAUAUAAAGAAAGACGAUAUAAGAAAAAAGAAAGCUUCUUUAAAUAAAAUAUUUAGCAAAAAACUAAAAGAACAAUGUGAUCACAUAUACUUUCAUGAAAAUAAUAUGUGUUCUGAAAAGGUUAGUAACACUGAUAGCAUAUCCUCAGAUAUAUCAUGCUUUGAUAAUUUAAAUAAUAUAUUAUUUGAUGAUAAAAUAUAUUUAAAAAAAUAUAUUUUGAAAAGUAAAAAAAUCCUAUUAACAAAUAAAAGAAAAAUAAAUGUAUGUAAAAAGCCCAUUAAAUUUAAAAAAUUUAUUAAAGUUUUUUCAGAAAGAAAAAAAAUUGAUAUAAAUUUAAGUAAUGUUGUAAAAAAAUAUAAUUUUCUUUUUAUUUGUUGUGAAAACCCAAUGAUUAUAUAUUCUAAUUUAAAAAAAAAAAUAUCUUUUUCAAAAUUAUCUAUUAAAAAUAUAUAUUUAGUUGAUAUAUUUAAUGAUUUUAAUUAUCUUAAUCCAUUUCAUAAUUUUAUCUCGUUUAAAAAAAAAAAUCAGAAUAAUUUUUAUUUUAUUUUUUAUGAUGGUUUGAAGAUGUACAUAUCUCACUUAAAUGAAAUUAAGAAUACAUUUUUACAAAAAAUUCCAUUUUAUAGAACAGUAGAAAAAAUUGCUUAUCAUCCAGAUACCGGUUUAUUAGUAACAGCUUGUCCUCCUGAAGAAAAACAUAAAACAAAUCAAAUUAUGAAGCAUAUUGUUUGCUUUUUUGACCCAUUCCAAAAUUCAGUCAAAUACACAUAUAUAAUUCCAUCGAAAUAUAGUGUUUCAAGUAUAUGCAUAUAUGAAAUUAACAAAGAGGUAUAUAAAAACAAAAGUGUUAAUACUUUCAUUUUUGUUGGUACUGCUAAUGCUAAUGAAAAAAGUACUGAACCAUCAUCAGGUCAUAUUUAUGUUUUUAUUGCAAAAAAAAAAGUUAAUAUUUUUGAAAUUAAACAUAUAUACACUUAUAACAUUAACUAUGGUGGUAUUACUCAUUUAAAGCAGUUUUAUGAUAAAUUAAUAGCCUCUAUUAAUAACACGGUUGUUGUUUUGGAUAUUAACAACUUUUUAAUAAAUUUAGAAAAAUACUUAGAUUAUUCUAAUUCUUCCAUCAUAGAGAAAGAUGACGCUAUUUUAGAAAUAGCUUCUUUUACACCGAGCUCAUGGAUAAUGAGUUUAGAUGUUUUAGAAAAUUAUAUUAUAGUUGGAGAUAUUAUGACAUCAGUUACCAUACUAUCCUAUGAUUUUAAAAAUGCUACAUUAAAUGAAGUUUGCAGGGACUAUUCUAGUGUUUGGUGCACAUCUGUUUGUGCUUUAUCAAAAAAUCACUUUUUAGUUUCAGACAUGGAUUGCAAUUUUCUUGUAUUACAAAAGUCAAAUAUUAAAUACAACGACGAAGAUUCAUUUAAAUUAUCAGUUGUAUCAUUGUUUUAUCAUGGAAGUAUUAUUAAUAAAAUGUUAUCUUCUUCGUUAGCCAAUUUAAUUGAAGAAGAAGAAAAUAGAAAUGGUAUUUUAUUAAAAAGAGAUGGGAUUUUAUGUGCAUCAAGUGAAGGGUCCAUUAGUGCUUUAAUCCCAUUUUCUAGUUUUUCUAAUUUUAAAAGAGCAUUAUGUAUAGAAAUAGCUUUAAAUGAUAAUAUAUCUUCUAUAGGGAAUUUAAGUCAUAGUUCAUAUAGAGAAUAUAAAGUUAGUUUUACGUCAAAAUUUUGCAAAGGUGUUGUUGAUGGAGAAUUAUUUAAAAUGUUUUUUUAUUUACCUUUUGAAAAGCAGUUUAAAACAUAUAUUUAUGCGAAAUGGAUUGCCAAGAAAUUAAAUUGUAAAUUUGGAAGUUUUGAAAAUUUUAUGCUAGAUAUAGAGAAUUUUUGUUCAUUUUUAUGA
Molecule: messenger RNA, 6957 nt
Organism: Plasmodium relictum
Lineage: Eukaryota; Apicomplexa; Aconoidasida; Haemosporida; Plasmodiidae
Product: CPSF (cleavage and polyadenylation specific factor), subunit A, putative
Exons: 10
Coding region: 1-6957 (2318 amino acids)
Biological process (GO): mRNA splicing, via spliceosome
Cellular component (GO): U2 snRNP; nucleus
Molecular function (GO): protein binding; U2 snRNA binding
Source: RefSeq, a predicted model, not a curated record